AUGUCUGCACCAUCGACAUCAACACCCAUAGACCUAUACCAGCCCUUCCCACAGGGACGAACACUGACGAUCACCCCCACCCCCGCCUCCUCCUCCUUCAUCCCCCAAUACCUAGCCACCACCUUCCCAGCCCACGCGCCCAUCUCCCACAUCUACACAAACCGGCUCCAAGCAAAACAGCUCAUCCUCUCCAACCCCGCGCGCGCAUCCCGGCGUGCCCAGUUGCUCGCAGAGCGCUCGGCUGCCCAGGCGGCGACUAAACGCCGUGCGCGGAUAGGAAGGAAGGAGGCGAAGCGCUCUGGCGUGUGGGAUCUCAAGGAGGGGGAAGCGAGAUGGUCCCUGUUUUGGCCUAUCCACCUCCUUUGGCUGGGGUACAUCGCUGAGCUUCUCCAGCUCCCACCACCAGCGAACGAAGAGACACUCCAUUCCCUUGAUCGGGCAAGCCACAAGCUCCCGAACGUCCCUUCCAUCCAGGCGAAACUUGUCAAAGCCGACCUGCACGGGUCGGUCCUCUCUGUCAAGCGGGCGAAGAACUUGGACCUCCAAGGCGCGGGCGGGAUCGUCCUACGCGAAACGGAGAACACGUUCCGCGUCAUUACAGCCAAGGACGAGCUCCAGGUCCUCCCCAAGAAGGGGUCAGUGUUCACCCUCCGCAUCCCGGUGUAUGCGGUUAACCCUGCUGCUUCUACUGCCGAGGGGGGAGGGACAGGAGGUGGCCCGGAGAUGGAGUUUGAGAUGUAUGGGAAUCAGAUGUGCUUUAGGAGCAGUGACAGGGCGAGCAGGAAGUUUAAGUUUAAGGACACGAUCGAGCUGUAAAUAGGUGGCCAUUCGUGUUAGGAUUGCGUCUGCACUUCUAUCUAGACUUGUUUCAAAUAGC
Molecule: messenger RNA, 877 nt
Organism: Dacryopinax primogenitus
Lineage: Eukaryota; Fungi; Basidiomycota; Dacrymycetes; Dacrymycetales; Dacrymycetaceae
Exons: 2
Coding region: 1-816 (271 amino acids)
Biological process (GO): tRNA 5'-leader removal; rRNA processing
Cellular component (GO): ribonuclease P complex; ribonuclease MRP complex
Molecular function (GO): ribonuclease P RNA binding
Source: RefSeq, a predicted model, not a curated record